CUUAACGCCGCAUAAUUCAACCAGCUCUCAUUUUUGGUGUUUUAGUUUAAAUACUUUCCAACUGUUAUUUUUGAUGUACUAAUCAACAGCUCAAAUGUUCAAGAAGUUGCCUCUUAAUUGAAAUGAGUGUAUUUGAACGUCUUCAACAAAGAUUGGCCAAGUGUUCCACAUCUUCUCGCGGUCAAGAAACUGCACAGAUUUAUCAUAAAAAUAAGUCAACUUCAGAACAAGCUAUUUUUUUGGAUGGUGUAGUUACAACAACUGAUGAUCGUUCAACAACAAAUACCCUUCCAUUAUGCCAUAAUCAUUCACAAACUUGGAGUGUUGAAUCUCGUAUGGCUUCCAUGAUAGCUAAUAGCUAUUCAAACCCAUCUCUGCACACAGUUGGAACAGUUAAUUCCAAAGGUGAGGCAACUCCGGAUACGGAAAUUGAUGUGCCAAAGUCAAAUUUGAGUCACAGUCAAGAUCAUUUGAAUACACCCAGUAAUAGUUCAUAUCAACGUCAACCACAACAACCUAGAAGAAAACGAGCAAAAACCCCGGUUAGUUCUUUCUAUCGUGUUAGCAGUGAUGAUGAUUGUGAUACAUGCGAUGAAGAUGAAGAAGACGAUGUUGACAAUAAUAAUAAUAAUGAAGAAUACCUGGAUCAGUGUGAUGAUUUAAUUAUCAAACAAUCUGCUGCAUUUGAACGUAGAUCACAACGUCUACGUCGUAGUAUUGAUCGGGCUAAAGCAGCUUUACCUGCUGAUUUUGCUGAUCGUAUUGAGAUCUCAGAUUCACUUGGUGAUUUACCUAAUCAAGAAUCGUCCAGUGGGGCACAACUUCAAAAACAUCAUCGGAGUGUUAGCAAUCUUGGUGUAGAUUUAACUGAUCAAUUAAGCAAUCGUGAUUCAGAUUCUGAAGAAAAUGUAAAUAAUAGUAAUAAUGUAAACGGACACUAUGAGUCUCAAGAAACCUCAAACUCAAAUGAAAAUCGUACGAAAUCAAUUAUAAAAGAAGAUAAAUAUUCAGAAGUUAGUGAUGCAUUCAAAAUGAAAUCAACUGAUUUGGUAAUACCAAAUGAGUGGAUGUACUUGGAUCCCAGUGUUGAUGUUCACAAUAUGUAUGGCUACAAAUCUACGAAUAUUCGUGUAUUUAUAAAGUUAUGUUUGCAAAUAAACUAUUGAUAGCUACGUUAGCCACUCAUUGAGUAGAACCAAUAUCAUAUUGUAUAGUCCAUCUCAUGAUUUUUGAUUAAGGUGGAUUGAUGUACACAAUGGGAAACUAUGGAUCUAAGUUUCAUACUAGUUAGUGCUUACCAACAGUAAGUAUUUUCAAUAUUGAGGAAACUGAUGCCUCCUAUGUAGUUUGAUGUUCAGAGCUUUCUUGUCAUUUGUCUCCAACUAGUCUGGCACAUCAAGUCUUGAUAAUUACAUAAAAAGCAGGUUUAAAGAUGACUGAUGGAUCUCUGCUUGCAACUAUUAUUGUUCAUGAAAUGUGAAUGCGAAUUUAUUCACUUAAUAUUGACAGUAUGAAAGUAAACUGAUCUUUUGACUACUUUCUAAUAAAACUUUAUUCAAUAGUAUUUUUUUCGAUUAAUUUCACUGCUUACAUGAUCUGAUUUUAUUAAAGUCUGAUUUCACGAAAGGACAGAACUUAUAAAACUUCUGAAAACUGAACGGUAUUCUAUGGUUAUUCUUCACUAGUUGAGGAUUUCUCAGGCAUAUGUAUACGUUAGACUUAACUUGCUCUGGACUUAUAGCCUUACAAUUAUGUGAAUUAAAGCUCAACCUUCGCUUUAUCUAUAUUAUAAUGACACUAUGAUCCAAUGAAAAUAAUGAUUACUUGACUGAAUUCUUAAUUUACUUAAAUUAUAAGUCUCAGUUACUCAUUAAAAUGUCUAAUUG
Molecule: messenger RNA, 1886 nt
Organism: Schistosoma guineensis
Lineage: Eukaryota; Metazoa; Platyhelminthes; Trematoda; Strigeidida; Schistosomatidae
Source: the annotation of a GenBank genome assembly